Zophobas morio is the source of this 1243-nucleotide messenger RNA. RefSeq names its product KICSTOR complex protein kaptin-like. Lineage: Eukaryota; Metazoa; Arthropoda; Insecta; Coleoptera; Tenebrionidae. Gene Ontology annotation, molecular function: actin filament binding. The transcript is spliced from 7 exons. Gene Ontology annotation, cellular component: KICSTOR complex; actin cytoskeleton; lamellipodium. Bases 1 to 1242 code for a protein of 413 amino acids. The record is from RefSeq and is a predicted model, not a curated record. Gene Ontology annotation, biological process: negative regulation of TORC1 signaling; actin filament organization; cellular response to amino acid starvation.
AUGGAUAAACUUAAAGAAACCCAUUACUUCAGUCUACCGUCUCAGGGUAACAUCUACACCAUGACCCACCUGCAGGCCGCCAACUGCCCCCACAAAAUCCUCGUCGCGUCGUUAAAGCGCGACAUCUUCUGCCUGGAAUAUCAAGAGUCGGCUGCAGGUCUCAUUCCAACAACGAAAGAAGUCUCCUUCACAUACAUUCCCAGCGGUGCGGAAAUCAUUUCAGUGGACGCAUUCAACAAAUCAGACUCUAAAAACGAGUUUGUUAUUGGCAUAACCAUAAUAAAAAACAGCAAUUUAAUGGACGCGUUCGAGUUUUACCUCAACAUCUACUCCGAGUGGGAAGAGAACGAAGACUUUAACAUCGACAACAUUGCACAGAACUGCUUGAACGUGGAGCUGAGUUUCACCCCGUACCAACUCACCCACACGGAACUGAUCGUGUGGGACGGCGACACCAUCGCAAGCAAAGAAAUCGUGUUUUUGUUGUCGGGAAGCGACAACCAAGUCCAUGUUUAUCGAGAGUACACGACCGAUCACUUGUACAAAGAAGUAGACAACAAAGAAUACUUCCCGGAGUUUAUCAAAACGCCAAGUCCGGUGAUUUGGAUCGACAUACAUUUGAACGACGACUGCACAGAGCGCCUCACGGCAGUGGCGUGCGAAUGUGGCUACGUCCGUCUCACCAAAGUGUGUGUAAAAACGAACAAACUAGUCUUCAAUUUUUCGACGAAGUUGAACAACUAUAUUUCCCAUUUGAAAAUCUUUCCGGAGGAACAAAGUGUGGCGACGGAGGUGGCUUUAAAUAAUCUUGAUAGAGGUGUUCUUACUAAGAAAGGGGCGCUGAAUUUGGUAGUGGUGAACACGAUUUUGCCCCCGGUUCUCUUCGAAGACGUGCUUACCUAUGGUUUGAGUAAUUAUAUAUCGCUGCCUAGACACGAUUACACGUGUGUGUUGACGUGCUGUCAAAUCGCGGAUGUGGAUUUUGACGGCGAGCAGGAAAUUCUAAUCGGGAAUAGUUCAGAGGAAAUAAUGGUGUAUAAGCGGGAUCCCGAUAAAGGUUGGUGUUUGGAAGAACUGAAGAUGUUCGCCUCGCCUAUAAUUAGUAUGAAGUAUGUUGAUUUGUUGGAAGACGGGAUUAACGAAUUAGUGGUCUUGUCACUAAGAGGUGUACACUUUUUACAGCACGACUUUUCGUUCGUGGACGAAGUUCUUAGUGAGAAAAUAAAGUCUCUUAAUUUUUAAA